Molecule: messenger RNA, 607 nt
Organism: Topomyia yanbarensis
Lineage: Eukaryota; Metazoa; Arthropoda; Insecta; Diptera; Culicidae
Exons: 4
Coding region: 80-571 (163 amino acids)
Source: RefSeq, a predicted model, not a curated record
UUGCGCUUCGUAUGACAAAACUAGUUUAGGUGUUGAAAGUUUGCUUCAGAUAGUUACGAGUUGUGAAAAAUUUAAAGCAAUGUUGUUCCGACCGAGUGCUGAAAUUGUUCUCUUACUUAGCAUUACAUUAUUAAGCUGUAAAUCGGUGCAAUGUAGACCACAGGAAAAUGACGCGCAGCGAAGGGAAAGUAAUGAUUUGACGAAAGAAACUCAGAUAGGAGAAUCAAAGGUCUACGGUUUAAUCCACGAUGACUCCGAAGGCAAAGACGCAAAACAAGAAAAAGAAGAUUUUGACUCAAAAGUUCUCUCCGUCUUCGAAAAUGUCCAGCAAAAGAUCAUCAACGCCUGGAACCCUGGAGCCGUUAUCGAUAAAACGAAACCGGAGGACUGGGAACGGAACCCAAUUGAGGACUACGAAGCGCUUCGGUCGGGUAUCGUCGGUGUGGUUGAUUUUAUAGCCAAACAAAUUAAUGCUGUACUUGAUACCCCAAGGAAAGUGACGAAAAAGGUUAACAAAUCAAUCACAAGAACUCUUAAUGAUAUUGGCAACAAACUAGUCGGAUUGGAGUAACAAUACAGACGAGAGUGUACCUACUUUUAUUACAAC